This is a messenger RNA of Chondrus crispus (carragheen), 270 nucleotides long. RefSeq lists its product as hypothetical. Bases 1 to 270 code for a protein of 89 amino acids. The record is from RefSeq and is a predicted model, not a curated record. The transcript has a single exon. NCBI's taxonomy places the organism in Eukaryota, Rhodophyta, Florideophyceae, Gigartinales, Gigartinaceae.
AUGCGGGCACACGAGAACGAACCAAUACAUUUCGCGUAUUUCUGUCGUCUGUUUUUCAUCAAAUUUUCGGCCAUUCACUCGCCUUUCCUCUGCAUCCCUCUCGCCAUUCCCCCAUCCACCGGGAAAACUCUUCCUUCUUUCGAAUUCCCACCUCCUCCCCCACUCCGUCUCCCAAACCGUAUAAAACUCUUCCCGCACACCCCUGUCUGCUCCUCCAUCACCACCACUCCCAACUUCUACACACUGCAGCCUCAACUCGACUCAGCUUGA